Hyalella azteca is the source of this 969-nucleotide messenger RNA. Its product is annotated as late secretory pathway protein AVL9 homolog. The transcript has 7 exons. Bases 1 to 969 code for a protein of 322 amino acids. NCBI's taxonomy places the organism in Eukaryota, Metazoa, Arthropoda, Malacostraca, Amphipoda, Hyalellidae. The record is from RefSeq and is a predicted model, not a curated record. Gene Ontology annotation, cellular component: cytoplasm.
AUGGAAGAAAACGAAAAGGACCCUAUUGCUCUUCAUGUUAUUGUUGUUGGUUUCCAUCAUAAACGUGGAAUGCAAGUUGAGUAUUGCUAUCCUCCUCUGUGCAACAACGACAGCUCUAGUGGUGAUCUGCCGGUGCAGUGGAGGCAUCUACCAUCUCUCUGCUUACCUGAUGGCGCUCACAACCAUGAGGCUGACACAGUUUUCUUCCACUUGCCGCACCUCACAGAUCCCAACCGAACAGUUUUUGGAGUUUCGUGCUACAGGCAAAUUGAUGCUGAGAAAGUUACCAACAAAACUGCAGACAUUACUCGAAAUUCUGUUCAGAAGUCAGUGUGUGUUCUUUGUACACUGCCCAUCUAUGGCUACAUCCAGGAACGUUUACAGGUGACCACUCGAGUGUAUUUCAAAGGAGCAGACUUUGCAGAUGUGCGAGAUUUGGCGGGCCUCUAUCAUGACCUCAACACAGCCAACUGGCGGGAUAAACUUCAUCAUGGUGUGAGCGUGAGCGACUGCGUGCGGCUGUUUGGUCGCAACCUGCUGGUGCUGUUCAAGCUGGUGCUGCUGGAGCGCAGCGUGCUGGUCUACCACAGCCCAUUCGGCGACGGCUCCACACUGAAGAUUUACACGAGCGAGGAGGACACCAGCGCGCCCUCCGGUCAGGGUAAAGGGCGCCUGUCAUCCCUCAGGGACGUGGACCAGCUGCCGUCCCUAGACAACCAGUCGCUCGACUCCAGCAGCGCCAUGGCGUCCACCCGUGUCACUACCGGCGCUGAUACCCCCACCAACACCCUUCAGGACAGCAUCAGCGAGCUGAGGAGCAGCAACUCCAGCCUCACCUCCGUCACCUCCCGCGCCUCGUUCCUCAGCCCCCUGCAGCCUGACAUUGCUGAUGGUGGGUCCUGUUAUAUGCCCAUACCGCACCCAUACUACGCCCAUAUCACGCCUAUAAUGCGCCUAUACCACGCCUAA